This is a messenger RNA of Coniosporium apollinis CBS 100218, 1818 nucleotides long. RefSeq lists its product as uncharacterized. Gene Ontology annotation, molecular function: FAD binding; D-lactate dehydrogenase (NAD+) activity; D-lactate dehydrogenase (cytochrome) activity. NCBI's taxonomy places the organism in Eukaryota, Fungi, Ascomycota, Dothideomycetes. The transcript is spliced from 3 exons. Bases 1 to 1818 code for a protein of 605 amino acids. Gene Ontology annotation, cellular component: mitochondrion. The record is from RefSeq and is a predicted model, not a curated record. Gene Ontology annotation, biological process: lactate catabolic process.
AUGAUGAAUAGACGGGCACUGCUUCGCGCCAAUGAUGCGCUGAAGCCAUCAGCGACUGCUCGCGCACUCAAUCGAACCUCCGUACUACUCCGCAACCAAGCUCGACCGAUCAGCAGCACCGCAAGGCGGCGAGAAAACGACGAUGGCAGGACAUUCAAGGGCCAGCUGUACGACAGCACAAGAGAAAGACUGCAGAGAGAGCGAGCUGAGCAGGCUCGGUUCGCGAAGCAGCGGCAGCUGGGCACCGGAGGCACUGGCCUGAGGAUAGCAUUCAUCACCGUCUUCUCCGCCCUCGUGGGCUACUACGCCGGCAGCCUAACCCCCUCCCCUCUCCCCAUCACAUCAACAACUCCCCUCGGCAGCGUCAAGCCGCCUGAGCACAAUACCGCACCCACAAACCUGCAGGCCGCAUGGACCGACUUCCGCGCCAUCGUCGGCGAAGACAACAUCUCGACCACCGAAGCGGACCUCGCCUCGCACUCCGGCUCGGAGUGGUCCUCGCACCCCUCGCUGCCCGGCGACGUCCCCUUCUGCAUCAUCAAGCCCGGCUCGACGGAGGAGGUGUCCAAGAUCAUGAAGGUCUGCCACACGCGCCGCAUCCCCGUCACGGCGUAUAGCGGGGGCACCUCGCUCGAGGGCCAUUUCGCGGCUACGCGUGGCGGGAUUUGCAUCGACUUUAGCCGCAUGGAUCAGAUCCUUGCGCUGCACAAGGAUGAUUUGGAUGUUGUGGUGCAGCCGGCCGUUGGCUGGGAGCAUCUUAAUGAGGAGCUCGGUGAUGAGGGCCUCUUCUUCCCGCCGGACCCUGGGCCGGGCGCCAUGAUCGGCGGCAUGGUUGGUACGGGGUGCUCCGGCACGAACGCGUACCGCUACGGCACGAUGCGUGACUGGGUGCUGAGCCUUACCGUCGUGAUGGCGGAUGGGACCAUUAUCAAGACGCGGCAGCGGCCCAGGAAGUCGAGCGCGGGGUACGACCUGACGCGCACGUUCAUCGGUAGCGAGGGCACGCUAGGGCUGGUGACAGAAGCGGUGCUGAAGGUGACGACGAAACCAGCGAACACAAGCGUGGCGGUGUGCGCAUUCAGCACGAUCCGCGAGGCCGCGGACUGCGUAUUCCGCGUCGUAGGCGCGGGCGUGCCGAUCGCGGCCAUCGAGCUGCUGGACGACGUCCAGAUGCGCUGCAUCAACGACGCCGGGCAGACGACCAAGCACUGGAAGGAGGCGCCGACGCUGUUCUUCAAGUUCGCAGGCACCCCCAGCAGCGUCAAGGAGCACAUCUCCAUCGUGCAGAAGCUGGCCAAGAGCGCCGGGAGCAAGAGCUUCGAGUUCGCGAAGACGGCUGACGAGGCGGCUGAGCUGUGGUCCGCGCGCAAAGAAGCGCUCUGGUCCGUCAUGGCGAAGAAGCGGAACGAGAGCGACCACGUGUGGACGACGGACGUGGCCGUGCCGAUUUCGCGCCUGCCGACUAUCAUCGAGGAGACCAAGGCGGAUAUCGCGAAGAGCGGCCUCACCGGGUCGAUCGUGGGACAUGUCGGGGAUGGCAACUUUCAUGCGAUUAUUCUGUAUAGUGAUAAGGAGCAUGGGAUUGCGGACGGGCUGGUGCAUCGGAUGGUUAAGCGUGCGAUUGAGCUGGAGGGCACGGCGACGGGGGAGCAUGGGAUUGGGCUUGUGAAGAGGGAUUAUUUGAACCAUGAGCUGGGGGAGACGACGGUGGAUGUGAUGAGGAAGCUCAAGCAAGCUUUCGACCCGCUCUGUCUACUGAAUUGCGACAAGAUUGUCCGCGUCCAGAAGCCGAAGCCUGGUGAGAUACAGGAUUGGUAG